Molecule: messenger RNA, 2130 nt
Organism: Penicillium daleae
Lineage: Eukaryota; Fungi; Ascomycota; Eurotiomycetes; Eurotiales; Aspergillaceae
Exons: 4
Coding region: 1-2130 (709 amino acids)
Biological process (GO): regulation of DNA-templated transcription
Cellular component (GO): nucleus
Molecular function (GO): zinc ion binding; DNA-binding transcription factor activity, RNA polymerase II-specific
Source: RefSeq, a predicted model, not a curated record
AUGACCGAUAGAAUUCGUCGCAAUGGCCAGCCUUCGUCGUGUGAGCCUUGCCGACGGUCCAAGCUUCGUUGCGAUCAUGCAAGGCCACAUUGUACCCGUUGCGUACGCCGCAACUUUUCACGACAGUGUUAUUAUCACCCAUCGCCGAUGACACGGGUUACAGACUUAUAUACUGAAACGUUGCGCACACCUCAAAGCGCGAGACAUAUUGACACCGCCACUAUUUCGCCUGUGUGCGCGUUAUUACCGACGGCUGAAAACCCACUGGCUGAGAACCCGCCGGAUGGAAAUCCGCUGGCUGGCGACUAUGACCGUGGGACUGGGCUGGUAACCAUGCAUAAUUCUUUGAUGCCGUUCGCAGACUCUAAUGGCACGCAACCUCACCGCACGGUCGCGUACUUGACUCGGGCAAGCGUAUUUACACCUAAACGCGCAUAUCCAGUGACGCCGGCUGCGAUUGCAGAGGGCGUAGAAGUUCUGCGAUCCCUCCUUGACUUCAAUGCGGACUUCCAUGAAAUUGUCAGGGACCAGUACGAGAAUGACGCAGCUGAACUAUGUGGUUCACUUCUUUUCAAAGCAGCAUGGCGAGCAACGCAAAGUACCUUACGAUUCCUAGGGCCCAGACCCUCUUUGGAUCAACUAACAAGCACAGCUCUUGCAAUUCUUCAACAGAGUGCCUGUCCGCUCGAGCUGCCUAUAUCGGCUGAGAAUGAUGCUCUCGAGCUGGCUCUUUCUGGACAUCAUUUACGCUGGGAGACCAUUGGCAUGUGUUUCAUACGCAUUGGUUUAUUCAGCGCAACUGUGAGGACCAAUGCCCAAUUCUUCCAUGGUCAUGGACAGUCAAAAUUCGAUCCUCAAAAGACCAUGCUUAUGGCGUUCAAUGCUUGCAUGCAAACCUGGACAUUCUGCGAUCAAAUCGAGCAGACGAACGACUUAACAUUGUGGCUAUUGACAUCGGCGUUAACCCUGGCCACUUGGUGCUUUGGGGACGAUUCUUCUCGUGCUUGGCGCUUAAUGGGUGACUUAUCAUCAGCUAUAGCUGCUCUCGGCUUCCAUAGAGGGUUCAGAGGCGGAGAAUCAGGACCGCCAUAUUUGGUAGAGCUUCGCAAAAGAGUCAUAGCUCUUGCCCAUGAGCGUGACAAGGAGCUAGCAACCUUUGUUGGCCGGCCGCCCCAUCUUAGUCGAAGGUAUUAUGCGGUGGAUCUACCACUCGACCUGCCCGAUUCAAUUAUUAUAGGACCGCUUGAGCAUUUCGAAGCCGCUAGAGCCAAACUUGACAACAACGGCUGGAGUGGAGAUGUUAUGGUUAAUCCAGUUUCCCGUCUUCGAGCAAUUCUACUACUGAGUAUGAUCCGCGAAGAGGUCUUGGAGCUAUCACUUGGUCCACCCGUGCCGAAUAUCGCCCAACAAGCUAGCUCGUUCCGUACAAUCAAAACCAAAGAUUUAGAUGUUGACUUUUUCCCUAGACAAAUUUUAUCGAAAUUGACAUCUACUUGGGAAUCUAUCCCGCACAAGCAAUACGAACAGUCAAUGUGUGACAAAAUGCUACCAAGUGCUAUCUGGGUGAUCCUAGGUCCUCGGCUUGAAUAUCUUUAUUCCAAGUUCCUCCUCCAUAAGCUGCUCAUUAGUCAAAACGAGGGUAAUCGCGAUAAGAUGAUCCAGACGUCGCAUGAAAUCCUUCAUUUAGCGCUCUCACUUCUGAAGAAGAACGAUGUGAUAGCUACGCCAAAUCUGGAGGGGUUGAUGGUUUUUUAUGCAAUGCCAUGUGCGAGCGUGCUUAUCUUAGAGCUACUUCGACAAAAUCGCCAGUCUCAUCGGUCUACGACGCUCAAUCGGUCGACUUUAAUUCAAGACAUAAGUGUGCUCAUCUCGUGCUGUGACUCUCUAGCCAUAGCGGGACAGAGCAACUAUCAGAUCUGCAAGCAAGCUCGGACGGUUUUCUCGCGAUGCAUAGACCAAAUUUUGAAUUCAACUGAGGUAUCUUCUCACGGCUUGGCGUGCGAGCCUGGGGGAGAAGAAGGACGAGAACAUUUCUCUUUAGGGUCGAUGGAUUUCGGUCUGACAGAUCUUUAUCCCCAUGAUCCGGAAUGGUCCACGUGGCUCGAGUCUUUCGACUUAUACGAAACAUGA